AAGUCCCGCCCCACUCCCCCAGCCCAGCCCUGCUUAUGUCUUCCUACAAUUUGCCUGCUUGCUCCCAUUUUUUCUUUCUCGUUGUAAUGAGAAACUCCUCUUCUGGUGUCCCUUCUUGUUCUCUGCCUGGAAAGUUUACGGCGCUGAAACCGUCUCCUCGGAUCCAGGCAGCCCCGCGCAGUGACGACAAUUUCAACGCCGGCGCAGCAAGGUCCCGCCAUUCCUUUUGCUUCCGGCUCCGUCACCGCCGGGGCGCCGCAGGAUUCCUGGGAGAGGCGAGUGUGCUGCCGCAUGGAGCUGCUGGCUGGUAGUUACGAGCAGGUCCUUUUUGGAUUCACUGUACACCCGGACCCCGAGGCGAAUGGCGGCCACGAGGUGAGACUGGACGAGCGGAGGGAUUACCGGGGAGGGCGGCACGGCGUGUUUGGCGUCCACGCGGCCGAGAAAUGGACUUCAGUGGCCGACUUCACUCACCACACCCACACUGCCUCCUUGUCAGCAGUAGCUGUGAACAGUCGUUUUGUAGUCACAGGGAGCAAAGAUGAAACAAUUCACAUAUAUGACAUGAAAAAGAAGAUAGACCACGGGGCUCUAGUACAUCACAACGGCACAAUAACUUGCCUGAAGUUCUAUGGCAACAGGCACUUAAUCAGUGGGGCCGAAGAUGGACUCAUCUGUGUCUGGGAUGUGAAGAAGUGGGAAUGCUUAAAGUCAGUUAAAGCACACAAAGGACAUGUGACCUUCCUUUCCAUUCACCCUUCUGGCAAGUUGGCCCUGUCUGUAGGCACAGAUAAGACAUUAAGAACGUGGAAUCUUGUGGAGGGAAGAUCAGCUUUCAUAAAAAAUAUAAAACGAAAUGCUCACAUAGUAGAAUGGUCCCCGAGUGGGGAGAAAUAUGUAGUUGUCAUCCUGAAUAAGAUAGAUGUCUACCAGCUUCACACUGCAUCCGUUAGUGGCACCAUCACCAAUGGGAAGCGGGUUUCUUCUGUUACCUUUCUCUCAGACUCCAUCCUCGCAGUGGCUGGAGACGAAGAGGUAGUGAGGUUUUUUGACUGCGAGUCCCUGAUGUGCCUCUGUGAAUUUAAAGCCCAUGAACACAGGGUAAAAGACAUGAUCAGUGUUGAAAUUCUGGAGCAUCGUGUUCUUGUUACAGCGUCCAGCGAUGGUUUCAUCAAAGUGUGGAAGCUGAAGCAGAAUAAGGAUGUUCCGCCGUCGUUACUGUGUGGAGUAAACACUCAGGCCAGGCUGACGUGUCUAGGAGUGUGGUUGGAUAGAAGGGCAAACACAAAGGAGAGCCUUCCUCCACCGGCAGAGCCUUCUCCUGUAAGUGAAGAACAGGCCCAGAUCAGCAAAAAGGAAUCUGCUGCCGUGGUGCAGGCAGAAGCAGCAUCAAGACCUGACCCACAGACACGUGGCUUAGGCAGUGACAGUAAGAAGCCAGCCAGAGGCCGCAGCCUGGGGUCAAACAAGAAAAGGAAAGUGGUGGAAAUGUUGGAGAAGAAGAAGGGAAAAAAGAAGAAAAUAUAACACAGUGAACCCUAGAGUUCCCCUCCUCCAAAGAACUCUUUUUAGACAGAAUUGUCAUUUUCAAGUAUUGUAUCUAAAUUUUUUUUUUCUGAGUAAAAGCAAGGAAUUUUUUCUUCUGGAGAAAAUGUAUAGCUUUUAAAGAAACCACUUUUAGGUGGGUUUUUUUGUUUUUAACUGAUAAAAUUAUUUUUGACAGAUGAAAAUAAUUAUAUAUCGUGAGCUUUGAGGUGGUCGUGCACAUCUGUAAUCUCAGCACUCUGGAAGGCUGAGGUAAGAGGAUUGAAAGUUUGAGUCCAUUAAUGACUUAGGGAGAACUUGUGUCCAAAAAAAAAUUACAAAAGGCUAGGGACAGUAGCACAGUUUGGACCUUUGUUAAGUACCAGUGCUGCCCACCCAAAAGAAAAUUACUCAUCCUGGUAGUUUAAAAUUAUAAAAUUUUUUUUUUUUCUUCUGCGGAACUGGGGAUUGAACUCAGAACCUUGUGCUUGCCAGGCAGGCUCCGGUGACACUGAGCUAAACCUCUGGCCCUGUAAUAUAUAAUUUUUAUUGUUAUGCAAAGCAAAUAAAGGUCUUUCUCCUUU
This is a messenger RNA of Heterocephalus glaber (naked mole-rat), 2108 nucleotides long. It is a transcript of the gene Pak1ip1, whose product is annotated as PAK1 interacting protein 1. The record is from RefSeq and is a predicted model, not a curated record. Gene Ontology annotation, molecular function: protein binding. Lineage: Eukaryota; Metazoa; Chordata; Mammalia; Rodentia; Bathyergidae.